This is a messenger RNA of Xyrauchen texanus (razorback sucker), 2302 nucleotides long. RefSeq names its product XK related 5a (gene xkr5a). The transcript has 7 exons. Gene Ontology annotation, biological process: engulfment of apoptotic cell; phosphatidylserine exposure on apoptotic cell surface; apoptotic process involved in development. NCBI's taxonomy places the organism in Eukaryota, Metazoa, Chordata, Actinopteri, Cypriniformes, Catostomidae. Gene Ontology annotation, cellular component: plasma membrane. The coding region runs from base 198 to 2114 and encodes 638 amino acids. The record is from RefSeq and is a predicted model, not a curated record.
CUAAUACAAUAUAUAUUUAUUGUAUAGAAAUAUAAUGUACCAUUCUUUUCUAUCGCGUGCGCACUGCUGUCUCUUUAAAAGUCAAAAGCAUGACGUCAGGUGUUUUGACAGGAGGACAGAGAAACCGGAUCAGCUACUGACAACAACAACAAACACAAAGAUGUCCAGGAGAAUCGCGCGUCCCUGUCGCCGGUGAGAUGCCGGUAACGGCGCGGAGAGGUUGCGGUGGCGGGGGCGCGUGCUGCUGGCGCGUGUUGCUGCUCGCUGCCUCCGCGCUCGUGAUGCUGGCGGAGAGAGCGGCGCUGCUGUUCUGUGUUGGGUUCUACCUGUGGCAGAAUGAGCUUGGGUUGGCUGGACUGACCUUUGCCCUCUUGUUGCCGGGGUCCCUUGUGCAGGUGUUGAGUUUCAGGUGGUACAGGGCUGACGGAGACAAACGCAUAUGUCAAAAUGUCAUCAUACACACACUUCAUCUGGGCAUCUUUAAACGGUUGUGGGACUGCGGUGUGUGCGAGUGGACGGCUCAAGGCUCGUUGCAGUCACAUGCGCAGGAAGUGAUGCAGCAUGCGGAUGCGUCUGCUCUGCGUCUGUUGGAGGUCUUAUUGAUGACACUACCGCAGACGUUCCUGCAGACGUACAUGCUCACUGUUACUGGCUACGGCCUCUUCUCUCCAGUCACUCUGUGUGGUGGUGUGUGUUUGCUCUCGCUGUCCUGGGCGCUGGUGCUCUACAGCCGGGCAUGUUGUCUCAUUCGUCCAGGGCAUUUGCAGAUGCCACCAGCGGCUCUUCUGUGCCAGCUGCUGUGGAGGGCGGGCAUGUUAGCCGCCCGCUUCACCAGCCUCGCCCUGUUCACCCACACUUUCGGUUGUUGGGUCAUCGGGGUCAUGGCGUCUCAUUGGUUGAUCGCAUCGCUCUGGUUGGUCUGCCAGCAGACGGACAUAUAUGUGGGCCAGUGGUCAUGGCAUGUGUUUAACUUCAUUCUGGGAGGCGUGCACGUGUUUUUCUUUCUCAAUGUAAAGGACGGCCCCUCUCGAUUCCGGAUGGCAGGAUUCUACACGGUGAUGUUAUUGGAAAACGCUACACUGCUAAUGGCUGCUUCUGACUUCCUGACUGAUGCAUCAUGGGAUAGCCUUGCCAUCCCCACUGCUGUUCUUUCCAGCUUUCUACUCGGUCUGACCUCGCUGAUAUUAUACUAUCGAUUCCUGCAUCCCAAAUCCACUGAAAUCUCUCAGGGUUUGUGCCAACGUGGACACAUGAGCCGAGAGUGUCUUCAGCCGGUCGAUUCCACGUUCUCUCUGGGAGACAAAAGUCUUCCGUCCGCCCCUCUCCCUGUCCUCUUCCCUUCCUCUCACCCUUCUUUCUCUCUGUCCGGAAUUCCUGGCUCUCUGCUGGAGCAUCCUGGGAGCUGCGGUGUAAAACCGGAUGGCGAGUGCCAACACCAUCACUGGCUGUUGAUUCGUCUCGCCCUAAAAACCAGUGACCUUUCUAAAAUCAACGGGGCAUACGGAGCAGGGGGCGUUUCCGGGAUACUGGUGGCAGAUCAUAAGGGAGAGAUCGGAGAGGACGGGUGUGUGUCCACUUCCGAAAGCAGGGAUGAUACGAUGGCUCCGCUGUCCGACUGCAGGGAGGAGUUUCAGAGUGUCAGUGAAGCCAAGGAGGAAGAGGAGGAGGAUGAAGACGAGAGUCUAGAAAUGAAGAGUCCGUUGGAAUCGCCGGCUUCUGAGUGCAAGAGGAGCUCACCGGAGGUAAAGUCUGUGUUCGGGGACAGUCCUGAACCAAAUUACUGCCCUACCGAAUCCAGCUCAACCUUAUACUUCAGCGCCGACCCACAGUCGCCCAGCAGCUCCAGUAACCUGCGGCUGGAUCGCAAUACUCCCUUCAGUUUCGGUUCUGGUACUGCUCUGGAAACUUUAGAUGAGCUUAGCCCUAUUUCAAUAGAUGGUGGGCUGCACAGGGAUCUUGUAAGGGGGUUUCUGGGACGUGCCGGGCCCUGCUACACCUCCACACCCGGACUGAACGGACAGGGGCUUCCGGAGAGUUCGGUAGCCCACCUCAGAGGCCCGCGCAGACAGGUCGUUCUCUCAAGCAGGGGCCUGGAAGAGGAUGCAGGGUUUUAACCAUAUGAACUUAAGCUUUAAUUUACAAAAUGCAAGCCGAUGCAAGCCACUAUUGCCACCGAAAUGGAAUUGCAAAAGUAUAUAGUUUUCCGAAUACACCUCUGUUUGCCGUUGAUCGAACAAACAGAUAGUCCUCCCCCAACUCCGCCACUGGAUUCAGAUGUUGUUGUGUCGGGCCGCUCAAAACA